Messenger RNA from Musa acuminata AAA Group (dessert banana), 879 nucleotides. RefSeq lists its product as uncharacterized. The coding region runs from base 1 to 879 and encodes 292 amino acids. The record is from RefSeq and is a predicted model, not a curated record. NCBI's taxonomy places the organism in Eukaryota, Viridiplantae, Streptophyta, Magnoliopsida, Zingiberales, Musaceae. The transcript is spliced from 2 exons.
AUGGCAAGCUUGGAGACGAUAAAUAUCUCAUCAUGUGUUCUUCUGCAGCAAAAUACGAAACUACGAGUUCUGAAGAAGUCACUCCGAAGAAUCGCAAGAGAUGACAAUAUUCUCAUAAUUGCUACGCUCGAUGCAGCCUCCCGAUCCCUUUUCGAUCUCUUCAUCGAGAGCUUCCGAGUCGGCGAGCGAACAGACGUGCUGAUAAGACAUUUGCUGGUCUUAGCAACAGAUCAAAAGGCUUUGGAGCACUGCAGGUCUUCCCACAUGCACUGUCAUCUUCUCGGCGCAGAAGGCAACAGCCGCUCGGCAGCUGACGAUGGUCAUGUGAUGAUGAGGCAGCUCGAGUUCCAGCAAACGCUCGUAGAACUCGGAUACAGUUUCAUAUACACGGAUUUGGAUGUGAUGUGGUUUCGGAUUCCGUGGCAUCACCUCGAGUCGGGUACCUACUUAGGUUUUGCUACUGAUCUCUUCGAAGGAGAUGCAAAAAGCCUGCAAAACGUGCCCAACGGAGGCCUCAUGUACGUGAAGGCUUGCAGCAACAACGUUGAGUUGUACAAGUACUGGAAGCUGCUGUGCAAGCAGUAUCCUACCGCAGACCGGCAAUCCAUUCUAUCCAAGGGAUUGACCGAUGGUGUCGUUCCAUUCAACUUGAGAUUCCAGUUUCUCGACACCGCAAACUUCGGAGGGUUUUGCCAGCCCAGGGGAGAGCCGAGCAAGGUCUGCACGGUGCAGGCCAACUGUUGUGGGAGCGCAGAGGAGAAGGUGCGUGGCCUGAGGAGUCUGAUACAGGAUUGGAAGAAGUACAGGUCGAUUUCCAUGGAAGAGAAGGAAGGGGGAGGAGGGUUUUCUUGGAGCAACACAAGUAGAUGCGAACAGUGA